CCACGCCUCCCCGAGGCUCCUCCCACGCCGCACGGCCGGGGAGUCUCCGACCCAGUUCACCUGAGCCCCGCAAGGGACAUGGUGACCCUGGCGUGGGGUGCGAGCCGGCAAGACCGAGGGCUUCAUGCGGAAGGGGGAGCAAGUCCGGCCGAGCGCUCGAGGGUCUCUACAGUCAGAAACAAGGCGGAGGCGCGCCCGGUGCCUACUUGAUGCUCAAAGUCCCCACCAGAAGCCAAGUUUGGUGGGCUCGCAGCCAACCACCGAAGGCGACAGAAAGUCCUGUUACACCUGUCCCAAGCCCUGGCCUGCUCUGACCCAGUGCCGACAGGACUAGAAUCCGGAGCGCUGCGAUUCUCACUUGAAGCCUCUUCGGCCUUUGCUUCUCAGGUGCUGUCAUUAAUUUCAGGCCAGUGAAAAGUGACUGGGGCUACACAGUCAUGGGAGAGCCCAGUAGAGAUGAGUAUAAAAUCCAGUCUUUUGACGCAGAAACCCAGCAGCUGCUGAAGACCGCCCUCAAAGAUCCAGGCGCUGUGGACUUGGAGAAAGUGGCCAAUGUGGUUGUGGACCAUUCUCUGCAGGACUGUGUGUUCAGCAAGGAAGCAGGACGGAUGUGCUACGCCAUCAUCCAGGCGGAGAGUAAACAAGCAGGCCAGAGUGUCUUCCGGCGCGGGCUCCUUGACCGGCUGCAGCGGGAGUAUCAGGCCAGGGAGCAGCUGCGAGCUCGCUCCCGGCUGAGCUGGGUGUGCUAUGUCACCUUCAUCUGCAGCAUCUUUGACUACUUGAGGGUGAACAACAUGCCCAUGAUGGCCCUGGUCAACCCUGUCUAUGACUGUCUCUUCCAGCUGGCCCAGCCUGAGAGUCUGAGCAGGGAAGAGGAGGUAGACUGCCUAGUGCUGCAGCUGCACCGGGUUGGGGAGCAGCUGGAGAAGAUGAAUGGGCAGCGCAUGGAUGAGCUUUUUGUCCUAAUCCGGGAUGGCUUCCUGCUGCCAAUAGACCUUAGCUCCCUGGCCCGGCUGCUGCUGCUGGAGAUCAUCGAGUUCCGGGCGGCUGGCUGGAAGACCACUCCUGCUGCCCAUCAGUACUACUACAGCGAGGUUCUGGACUGAGCGAGGCCACACCUUUCUAUGAUCCCCCUUCCCUCCCUCUGGAGCUGUGGAGAAAACAGACCCGGUCCCUGGCUGGAGACCGCCCAGCUUCCCUCUUCCUCCAAGUCCUUUCAGCUUCCGCCUGGGCCAGGCAGGAAAAGGCAACUCCUAACAACCACUGAACUGUGUAACCACUGGCGCAAUACUACUACCUUGGUGCCUCAGUUUCCCCAUCUGUAAAAUGGGCCGCUGGUGGGAUGCUCUGGGACAUUAAGGGCAGCAGAGUUACAAAUGACCUGAGAAAGUGUUCUCUACGUUUUGUACAGAGACACUGUGGAGAGGCCUGCAUCUUCCCGUCUGUUUCCAUCAGUGACAGGGCCUCGCCAGGUCAGGGGGAGGGUUUCUAAUAAAUCUUUUCUGUAACCAAACUGCUUCCU
Messenger RNA from Alexandromys fortis (reed vole), 1522 nucleotides. RefSeq names its product MIF4G domain containing (gene Mif4gd). Gene Ontology annotation, molecular function: RNA binding; protein binding; translation activator activity. The transcript is spliced from 6 exons. The coding region runs from base 438 to 1106 and encodes 222 amino acids. Gene Ontology annotation, cellular component: cytosol. Gene Ontology annotation, biological process: regulation of translational initiation. Lineage: Eukaryota; Metazoa; Chordata; Mammalia; Rodentia; Cricetidae. The record is from RefSeq and is a predicted model, not a curated record.